Messenger RNA from Caenorhabditis remanei, 318 nucleotides. RefSeq lists its product as uncharacterized. Lineage: Eukaryota; Metazoa; Nematoda; Chromadorea; Rhabditida; Rhabditidae. The transcript has 3 exons. The coding region runs from base 1 to 318 and encodes 105 amino acids. The record is from RefSeq and is a predicted model, not a curated record.
AUGGCAUCGGAAGAAGAGAUACGAAGCAAUAAGGUUUUGAAUCCUGAUUCAAAAAUGGAACGCUCCAACCCGAUGGAGAAAGAACGCGGACGUCUUGGACGCCGAUGCCAGCCUGUGAUGUAUCACGAAUUGUCAGUUUUGACCUCUCACAGGACUUGGCUGCGACAGGCAUCACUUGAGUUGGACAAGACGAAGGAGAACAACGAAUGGUCAUCCUUCUACAACAUACAUUCGAAUGGAUUGAAGAAACUCAUGCAAAUCGUCAACGAGAUUAUUAAACUUAUUGUCGAUGACGACUCACACUCUCCAAGCCAUUGA